CGAUAAUAGUGCUGCACCAGGAGAAAGACGCUCCGGAGAGGCUGUGAGCGAAACACAUUUAAUAUAAAAUCAGCAAUAAGCGGAAUCCUGAGGCAACUUGGCGGCAUUAACCUGGUCCUCCCUCAGCUAUAUGUGCGAGAGGAGAUGGAGAGCUGCAGCACAGUUAAUAAAUUGCAUUUUUCGGCUUUGGAGAUGCUGAACUGACAUCAUCAUCGGCGUGAAAAAGAAGAAGAAACCGAGUUUGUGCGCCCGCUGCCAGCGAGUGACGUGACGAUGUGGGGAGAAAUCGAACCUGUAACCCGACCUCGGAAGUCCAAACCAGAGGGAAAUCGUGAGGCUCUUUGUGUCCCUGCUCCAUCCCAGUGGUACCCUGCCAGUGAGCGUCCCGCCGACCGUUCCAGCGGUUUCCAUGGUGACCGCCACAGCAGCCCCCCUAGCGACCGCUCCGGCGACGGUCUCGGCGACCGCUCCGGCAACGGUCUCGGCGACCGCUCCGGCGACGGUCUCGGCGACUGCCCCGGCGACCUCCUCGCCAUGAUCGAGGCGGUGGCGGUGAGCGAGAGCCCGGUGAAGAGCCAGCAGCUCGGCGAACCGGACCUCACCCUGGGGGAACGCAGGGCGCUGCUGUUGCAGCAGUACCGCACCAAGCCGCUCGUCUUCCUGGAACGCUACCAGGCCCACCUGAAGCCCGAGCACCUGGGGGCGUUCUCGCACCUGAGCGACGACUGCCGCGUGCAGCACUACGGCCAGGAGGUGCGCAGGAGGGCGUCCAGCCAGACCAGCAAGACCCGGGUCAAGAACCAGCGCUACGCGGCGCUUCGGGCUCUGCAGCAGGAGGGGCAGUACUUCAGCGAGGAGCAGAUGAGGCUGCGAGAGCCGCUGCUCUAUGAGCAGUACAUUGGCCAGUACCUGAGCGAGGAGGAGCUGGUCAAGCGCUCCGAGGAGCUCCUGCAGGGUGGCACCGGCGGGCUUGCCGACCUCCUCAUCAACUCGUACCAGGAGCGCCUGCUGCAGAACCGCCUGCUGGAGCAGCAGGAGAGAGAGGACGCCGCCCAGGAGGAGACGGAGGAUGAGGAGGAGGAGGAGGAGGACGACGACGAGGCGCGUGGCCCUGAGGGGCCCGAGUGGGAACCCAGCGCCGAGGAAAAGGCCCUACUGAGGGACGAGUUUGUCAGCCAGAUGCACCGGCGCUUCUUGGAAGGGAAGGACAAGGACUUCAACUACAGCGAGGUGGACGAGAACCCCGACUAUGACAACCUGGACAUCGUGAGUCGCGAUGCAGAGGAGCGCUACUUUGACGAAGAUGAUGAUGAUGAGGAGGAGGAGGAGGAGGAGGCGGCGAUGGAAUAGCCCUGGAAAUACACUGAAACUGAUUAAAAAGCCUGUAAAUACCAUAGUGUGUAAUUACGAUUACUGAUCAGUUUUUAUGAAUCAUUUUCUGUGAAGGUUCAGUGAUACAUUAUACACACCUGUCUCCAUAGACUGCUGAGAUUUCCUAAAAUAAAGAUACAUUUUACAUAAAGUGUUGAUUCAUCUUCAUCGCUUUUGCUUAUU
Molecule: messenger RNA, 1554 nt
Organism: Scleropages formosus (Asian bonytongue)
Lineage: Eukaryota; Metazoa; Chordata; Actinopteri; Osteoglossiformes; Osteoglossidae
Gene: ccdc97
Product: coiled-coil domain containing 97
Exons: 6
Coding region: 274-1350 (358 amino acids)
Source: RefSeq, a predicted model, not a curated record